GCAGGCAUGUUGCCAAACUGUUUCUCGUGCAUACAAACUGUAUGAUAUACCGGGGAGAUGUAACUCUGUGCUAAAACCAUAUUGCUGAAAUAGCUAUAAUAAUCUCCAUCUUUGCAUUCAUAUAAGAGAUUGAGGUGAUUCUGAAAUAAUGAGGAACGUGUUUGUAAUCCAAUCUCUAUUACGAAGAAGCCUUUGCAAUGCAGCGAGCAUCGGUAGGACUGUUGUCAACACCGUCCCAUCAGGAUCGCAAUUCCACACCUCGGUGGCAAGUUACAGCAGCUUUCCGGGGUUGGUGAACACAGGAUGGCUAGCAGAAUCACUUGCAAGACAGGAGACACCAGAUGGAAGGCCUCUCCGAGUCGUGGACGCCACAAGGAUAGCAAUGCAAAUAGACAGGUUGCACAUACCAGGAAGUGUCCAUGUUGAUCUUGCUCAACUCUGCGACAAAGAGUCCCCUUUUCAUUACACCAUCCCAUCUCCAGAGUACUUUGCCGAUUUCGUCGGGAAGACGCUCGGCGUCGACAACGACACGCACGUCGUCCUCUACGAUGGCCGGGUCAGGAUCAUGACAUCACCUAGGAUUUGGUGGAUGUUCCGCCUCUUUGACCAUGAAGCCGUGUCGGUGCUUGACGGUGGUCUUCAGCAGUGGAUGGAAGAAAAGCGAGAGGUCACAGAAGAUCCAACGCCGGCGCCCUCACCGGUGACUUAUAAGGUACCCAAGGUACGUGAAGAUCUACUAAAGACUUUCGAAGAAGUCCUCCAGAAUGUGAAAGAACCACAGUUUCAGAUUAUGGAUAGUCGUCCUGUUGACUGGUAUGACGGAACGCUACCUUCUGCUUAUCCAGGUAUGAAACUGGGCAUAAUGAAGAUGGCCGCCAACAUCCCUUACCCAAACUUCUACGUCGACGGCACCAGCAAGUUCAAAUCAGCUGACGACCUCAAGGCGCUCUUCCGGUCAAAGGGCAUCGACCUUUCCCGCCCUUUGACCUCUCAGUGCGCCGUUGGGAUCACGGCCUGCACCCUGAUCCUCGGCGCUUACGUUGCGGGAAAAGAAGAUGUGGCCCUCUACGAUGGGUCGUUUGAAGAGUACUCCCAGAAAGGGCCUGUAGAGUCGAUGAAUCUGUAUGAGGAGAAACCAAAGAGUAACCCAUAUGGAUAGAAUUGACGACUUACAACAUGUACCAUUGGUAUUUCGAUGGGUGGACGACGGGUGAUUAGCUGAAUUAAUUCUAGUCAGGGUGUUAUGACGAAUAAUGCCAUUUUGCAGAAGCACAAAGAAGACAGAGAGACAUUGGGGUUAAUAUGUUAUGAAAUCGGAAAGCUAUUUUAUUUCAAUUUGCCACGCAGUCUACGCAAAUAAUGGUACUUUUCUCGACUCGCAAAGUAAAACUCGUCGAAAUGUAAUCAUAUCUCAAAUCAUUAUGAUGAAAUUCCUAUCAUAAACAUGAUCAAUGACUGUAGAUUCCAUUUACCAAAGAGUUGCUACUUGGACUGUUUUAAUAAUCUCACGAUUCUUGUGGAAACAGGCUUGUGACUUUUUGAAGGUCAUGAAGAUUUGUCCAAAUCCUCCCCCCCCAAAUCACAGCACAAUGAGCGAUAUUUUUUAAAAAUCAGAAUCUGCAAAUUUGACCAGUUUGAUAAAAUGUGUUUUGACUGUACAUUACAAUGCAAGCUGAUAUGACCUAUUGAUGCUGUUUCGUUUUCCGCCUUUAUGAAAAUUUUGAUAUGAAAUGAACUUGUAUAAUACAAUAAUUUCAACUGUAUAUUUGUCUCAUUUAAA
Molecule: messenger RNA, 1780 nt
Organism: Lytechinus variegatus (green sea urchin)
Lineage: Eukaryota; Metazoa; Echinodermata; Echinoidea; Temnopleuroida; Toxopneustidae
Product: thiosulfate sulfurtransferase-like
Exons: 3
Coding region: 149-1159 (336 amino acids)
Biological process (GO): transsulfuration
Cellular component (GO): mitochondrion
Molecular function (GO): thiosulfate-cyanide sulfurtransferase activity
Source: RefSeq, a predicted model, not a curated record